AAGGACAAUCCAACUGGCAUACUUCAGAUUCUGCAAAGGCAAUGAUUCAAGGCACAAAGCUGGAGAUAAUACCAUUUGACGCAGAUUACAGAGGGGUUAAAUGCGAGUGAUUAGCUGCUUUAUCUGCACUGGGCGGCAGAUUAACUGGCACUGCUAACACAGAACCAAUUGCAGGGUGAAAGGGAUGAUCCGAAUUAGCCAGGUUUUGGUGUUGGAAAUGAGAUUAAGUGAAGUGUGUCUUGCACUUCACAGAUGUAGUUUUACGUGUAGCAUUCCAUCAUUGUGUAUGAGCGCAUAAAAAAAGAGUACUGUAUGUUUUGGUAGAUAACAAGAAAGCUCCAAUCCUUCCAUUAAGAGCAUUUGGGAGGAGCAAAGUUAUCCCUAUAAAAGAGGGAUCAUUUGGCAAUAGUUUGAGGGAGGCUUCAUCUCAUGUUUAACAAAGAGAAUAUUUGGACUGAUACAAUUUAGAUAUUUUUAUAAUCUGCAGUAAAACAGCACAAUCGGUUUAAGCCGUGAUAAAAGUUCUCAUUGGAGUGGUUUUCAUAAUUGAGCGAGAUGAGAAAAGUACAGUACGAGUUUCAAGAAGACUUCUUCAUCCCCAUUCCUUUAGAUACCAACAAUAUCACAGCUUUAAGCCCUUUUUUGGUCCCUCAGGACCACCUGGGACACCAUGCUGUAUUUAUGGCCAUGGCUGCCUUUACGUUCUUCCUUUUCGUUGCUGGGACAGCAAUCAACCUGCUAACCAUUUUAUGCACAGUUCAAUUCAAGAAACUUAGAUCUCAUCUUAACUAUAUUCUCGUGAACCUUGCCAUUGCCAACCUGCUGGUAUCCUUUUUUGGCUCUUCAUUAGCAUGCUACUCCUUCUGGAACAAGUACUUUAUCUUUGGGUCAACAGGAUGUAAAAUUGAGGGUUUCACUUCGACACUUGGAGGUAUGGUGAGCUUGUGGUCUCUUUCUGUUGUGGCAUUUGAAAGGUGGCUGGUUAUUUGCAAACCCCUUGGAAACUUUUCCUUCAAGACCACUCAUGCUAUAAUUGGCUGUAUCAUUCCUUGGAUUUUCGGAAAUAUAGCCGCACUCCCUCCACUGUUUGGCUGGAGCCGGUACAUACCUGAAGGCUUCCAAUGCUCUUGUGGUCCUGAUUGGUACACAACCGAAAACAAAUACAACAAUGAAUCCUAUGUCGCAUUUUUGUUCUGCUUCUGCUUCGCGGUUCCUUUCAGCACCAUUGUGUUCUGUUAUGGUCAGCUACUCAUCACACUUAAAUCAGCGGCCAAAGCUCAAGCAGAUUCAGCUUCGACCCAGAAGGCCGAGCGGGAGGUGACAAAGAUGGUGGUGGUGAUGGUGUUUGGCUUCUUGGUUUGCUGGGGACCGUAUGCAAGCUUUGCUGUUUGGACAGUUUACCAUCGGGGUGAACCAUUUGACCUGAGAUUGGCAACCAUACCAAGCUGCUUAUCAAAAGCCUCUACAGUGUACAAUCCUGUCAUCUAUGUUUUAAUGAACAAACAGUUUCGUGCCUGUAUGAUAAAGAUGGUCUUUGGCAAGAAUAUUGAAGAAGAUGAGUCAUCUACUUCAUCUCAAGUCACCCAGGUCUCCUCUGUUGCACCAGAGAAAUAAACCUAUUCUACGUAACCUUAUCAUCUGGACAUGACCACUCUGGCAAUAAAAAUAUUUUUAAAAUGAUUGUAAAUAAUAAACAUAGAGCCGGUUGUAAUUUUUGAUUUUAAUGUCAAUUUUUUUUUCAUUGGCUUGCUUUACAAGUAUAAUGAGUAGGCAAUCAUAAAAAUAUCCUUAAAAAUAAUGUACAAUAAAUGCAAAGAAAGAAUAAA
Misgurnus anguillicaudatus (oriental weatherfish) is the source of this 1826-nucleotide messenger RNA. RefSeq names its product opsin 1 (cone pigments), short-wave-sensitive 2 (gene opn1sw2). The record is from RefSeq and is a predicted model, not a curated record. Gene Ontology annotation, biological process: G protein-coupled receptor signaling pathway; visual perception; phototransduction. Gene Ontology annotation, molecular function: G protein-coupled receptor activity. NCBI's taxonomy places the organism in Eukaryota, Metazoa, Chordata, Actinopteri, Cypriniformes, Cobitidae. Gene Ontology annotation, cellular component: membrane.